This is a messenger RNA of Nerophis ophidion (straightnose pipefish), 2509 nucleotides long. It is a transcript of the gene tor2a, whose product is annotated as torsin family 2, member A. Gene Ontology annotation, molecular function: ATP binding; ATP hydrolysis activity. The transcript is spliced from 5 exons. The record is from RefSeq and is a predicted model, not a curated record. Gene Ontology annotation, cellular component: endoplasmic reticulum lumen; nuclear envelope. Lineage: Eukaryota; Metazoa; Chordata; Actinopteri; Syngnathiformes; Syngnathidae. The coding region runs from base 78 to 1031 and encodes 317 amino acids.
GCGGGUCACGUGACCCGGCGUCAUCCCGGAAGUAGCGAGGGUUCCGGUGCGCCCGCGGUGCCGAUGGCGGACUAAAAAUGUUGUUUGUGCUCCUCGUAUUGCUUCUUUGUCUUCCUCCGCCCGCCUGCCGGGCGCUCAACUACCUCUACUGCUCCUUCUCCGACAACUGCGACUGUGACUUCCGGCCAAACGUCAAAGCAGAGCUGGAGUGGGACCUCUACAAGAAUGUUUACGGCCAACAUCUGGCUCAGGACAUCAUCUCCGAGGAGGUGGUCCGGUUCCUUCAGAAUAAAAGCCCGGAAAAGCCCCUGGUUCUGUCCUUCCACGGCUCCUCCGGGACCGGGAAGACGCUGGUCAGCUCCAUGCUGGGGAGCCACUUGUACGGCUCGGCCAUGAGCAGCCCGUACGUGCACCGCUUCAUCCCCGCGCUGCAUUUCCCCUCCGCCGGCCAGGUGGACCAGUACCGGGUGCAGCUGAAGAACUGGGUCCAGGGGAACCUGACGGCGUGCGCUCGCUCCGUCUUCAUUUUCGACGAGAUGGAGAGAAUGCCGCGCGGACUCGUCGACGUCCUGGAACCCUUUCUGGGUCCCUCGCACGUGGUCUUCGGCACCAACUACCGCAAGGCCUUGUACGUCUUCAUCAGGUCAGCGCCGAUCCCGGUCCUCGGCGAGGACGUGGUCAACAGAGUGGCCCUGGAACACCGCCGGGCGGGACGCGACCGAGAGGAGAUCACGUCGUCCGACCUGCAGGACGCCAUCGCUCAGGCCGUCUACGACAACAACUCCAGCGGCCUCUUCCAGUCGUCCAUCAUCCGGCAGAAGCUCAUCACGUCCUUCGUGCCCUUCCUGCCGCUGAGCCGCUGCCACGUGGAGCGCUGUGUGCGCUCGCAGCUCUGCCAGCUCGGCGCCUGCCAGCGCAGUGACGUGGUGCAGGCGGUAGGGGGCGACAUGACGUACACGCCGGCGCCGGGACACUUCUUCUCGGCCACCGGCUGCAAGAGCAUCACCGCCAAAAUCAACCUUUUCCUCUGACCCUCAGCCAAAGUCUAGUGGACCAGAAGCUGUCCGGCAAGGACCUCCAAGUCCAACCUGUUGGAAGAAACUCCACCAGUUCCCAAAGGUCCCAUCACUUGAAGGAGUUUUUGGCGAUCCAAACUCAGAAGGACCCCGUGAAACUUCACCAGUUUCCAAAGUUCCCAUUGGAUCCACUUGAAGGAGUUUUUGUCGAUCCAAACUCAGAAGGACUACGUGAAAAAAACCUCUAACGGGAGAAACUCCACCAGUUUCCAAAGUUCCCAUUGGAUCCACUUGAAGGGGUUUUUGUCGAUCCAAACUCAGAAGGACUACGUGAAAAAAACCUCUAACGGGAGAAACUCCACCAGUUUCCAAAGUUCCCAUUGGAUCCACUUGAAGGGGUUUUUGUCGAUCCAAACUCGGAAGGACCACGUGAAAAAAACCUCAACCAUGGGAGAAACUCCACCAGUUCCCAAAGUUCCCAAUAGAUCCACUUGAAGGAGUUUUUGUCGAUCCAAACUCGGAAGGACCACGUGAAAAAACCUCAACCAUGGGAGAAACUCCACCAGUUCCAAAAAUUCCCAUUGGAUCCACUUUAAGGGGUUUUUGUCGGUCCAAACUCGGAAGGACCACGUGAAAAAACCUCAACCAUGGGAGAAACUCCACCAGUUCCAAAAAUUCCCAUUGGAUCCACUUUAAGGGGUUUUUGUCGGUCCAAACUCGGAAGGACCACGUGAAAAAAACCUCAACCAUGGGAGAAACUCCACCAGUUCCAAAAAUUCCCAUUGGAUCCACUUUAAGGGGUUUUUGUCGAUCCAAACUCGGAAGGACCACAUGAAAAAACCUCCACCUUGGGAGCAACUCCACCAGUUUCCAAAGUUCCCAAUGGAUCCACUUGAAGGGGUUUUUGUCGAUCCAAACUCGGAAGGACCACGUAAAAAAAACUCCACCUUGGGAGACACUCCACCAGUUCCCAAAGUUCCCAUUGGAUCCACUUGAAGGGGUUUUGGUCGAUCCAAACUCAGAAGGACCCCGUGAAAACACCUCUAACAGAGGAGAAACUUCACCAGUUCCAAAAGUUCCCAUUGGAUCCACUUGAAGGAGUUUUUAUUGAUCCAAACUCUGAAGGACCACAUUAGGAACCUCUACCAGAAUUUCAUCGUCUUUUAAGGACUUUCUGAUCUAAAAGGAAAAUCAGAAUGACUAUUUUUUUUAACCAAACUAGCAGCAGGAUAAACUGAAAGGGGGUGUAGUUCGCAUCCUUCACCAGCAGAGGCCGCCACAGACUGAAGGUGGUGACUGACGUCUGAACUUCAGAACAAGAUUUUGUCCUCAUUUUUAAACUUUGCCUUCAUGUCUUGUUUUUGUUGCCAUUUCAGAACCACAUCACAACUGCUACCUGCUCAAUAAACUCAGAAAAGUAUUUUUUAAAGCACUAAAUAUUCAAUGUUUCAUGCAAAACUUGGAUAAAAUACAACAGUACACUUCAGUAAGUA